Messenger RNA from Hibiscus syriacus, 906 nucleotides. Its product is annotated as probable serine/threonine-protein kinase PBL25. The record is from RefSeq and is a predicted model, not a curated record. Gene Ontology annotation, molecular function: ATP binding; protein kinase activity. The transcript is spliced from 3 exons. Gene Ontology annotation, biological process: protein phosphorylation. The annotation marks the transcript as partial. Lineage: Eukaryota; Viridiplantae; Streptophyta; Magnoliopsida; Malvales; Malvaceae.
UAUGCUUUUGUUUCGAUAUCAACAGAUGAUGAUGUUCCUCAACCAAAGGCCCCAGAACCUGAAAUUCCUGAGAUUUCUGAUGCCUGUAAAGACGACAACAACAACAACAUUGAGGCACAAAUUUUCAGCUUCCGUGAAUUAGCCAUGGCAACCAAGAACUUCAGACGAGAAUGUUUGUUAGGGGAAGGUGGCUUUGGGCGGGUUUACAAGGGAAAACUUGAAAAAACCGGCCAGGUUGUAGCAGUAAAGCAACUUGAUCGAAAUGGAAUACAAGGAAAUAGAGAGUUUCUUAUUGAGGUGUUAAUGCUAAGCUUCUUGCACCAUCCAAACCUUGUCAAUCUUAUCGGCUAUUGUGCCGAUGGAGAUCAAAGGCUUCUGGUUUAUGAAUACAUGCCACUCGGAUCUUUAGAGGACCAUUUACUCGAUAUUAGACCGCAUCGGAAGCCAUUAGAUUGGUAUACAAGAAUGAAGAUAGCAUUAGGUGCUUCAAAAGGUUUAGAAUAUUUGCAUGACAAGCCUAAAGUGCCUGUCAUCUAUAGAGAUUUGAAAUCGUCCAAUAUCUUGCUGGAUGAAGAGUUCAAUGCUAGACUCUCUGAUUUCGGGUUAGCCAAGCUAGGACCCGUGGGAGAUAAGACGCAUGUAUCUUCCAGGAUCAUGGGAACGUACGGUUAUUGUGCCCCGGAAUAUCAGAGAACCGGACGUUUGACGGUGAAAUCCGAUGUUUAUAGUUUCGGAGUUGUUUUGCUCGAGUUGAUCACCGGAAGGAGAGUUAUCGACACCACCAGACCAGGCAAAGAGCAAAAUCUAGUUGCAUGGGUACGCCAUUUUCCCCUCCUUUCUCCCCCUUUCUACUGUUUCUUUCUUUACAUGCUAAGAAUACUUUUUCGAUGCCCAAAAAAAUCAUAG